Molecule: messenger RNA, 869 nt
Organism: Vigna unguiculata (cowpea)
Lineage: Eukaryota; Viridiplantae; Streptophyta; Magnoliopsida; Fabales; Fabaceae
Product: transcription initiation factor TFIID subunit 9-like
Biological process (GO): DNA-templated transcription initiation; RNA polymerase II preinitiation complex assembly
Cellular component (GO): transcription factor TFIID complex; SAGA complex
Molecular function (GO): transcription coactivator activity; protein heterodimerization activity; RNA polymerase II general transcription initiation factor activity
Source: RefSeq, a predicted model, not a curated record
CCCACGCAAAAGGAAGAGUUUUCGUGCCCUAGCCUUCUCCCAAAGUCUUUCUAUUCAAAUAACCAGCAUCCGUCCGACACCGUCCACGGUGAUUCCGGCCACCGUGCGUUUGAAUUACAUUUUGUCUUCCGGUGGAGCAGUAGAGAAGUAUGGGUGACAAAGACGAAGAGUCGGGAAUGCCAAGGGAUGCAAAGAUUGUGAAGUCUUUGUUGAAGUCAAUGGGCGUGGAGGAGUACGAGCCUCGCGUCAUUCACAAGUUCCUUGAACUGUGGUAUCGAUACGUCGUCGAUGUAUUAACCGACGCACAAGUCUAUUCAGAGCACGCGGGAAAAUCCGCAAUCGAUUGUGACGAUGUCAAGCUUGCGAUUCAAUCCAAGAUUAACUUCAGCUUCUCGCAACCACCACCUCGGGAGGUGCUGCUGGAGUUGGCUCAGAACCGUAACAAGAUACCAUUGCCAAAGACUAUAGCAGGACCCGGUAUUCCUCUUCCACCUGACCAGGACACAUUAAUCAGUCCUAACUACCAGUUUGGAAUUCGAAACAAAAGGCCUGCUGAACCUUUAGAAGAAACAGAGGAUGAAGAAACUACCAUUCCCAAUCCCACCCAGGAAGACAAGGUAGAGAUGCAGCAGAAUCCCCAUCAGAGAGUGUCCUUUCCCCUGCCCAAACGCCAAAAGGAUUAAUUUUAAUUCCCUUAUGUCACCAAUGUUUUAGUCUAGCUUUUGUGUAAUUGUUGUACAACAGUAUUAUUAGCUACAAAAUCUCUAUAAACGAUACCAUGUUUGUUUUAUUGUGUAACAUCCACUAGGUUCUGACAUUAAAAUGAAAUGAAAAAGUUUCCAAACGGCUCAUUCUGCUUGGAAUAUGUA